Molecule: messenger RNA, 4177 nt
Organism: Dalotia coriaria
Lineage: Eukaryota; Metazoa; Arthropoda; Insecta; Coleoptera; Staphylinidae
Product: Krueppel-like factor 5
Exons: 5
Coding region: 813-2021 (402 amino acids)
Biological process (GO): regulation of transcription by RNA polymerase II
Molecular function (GO): RNA polymerase II cis-regulatory region sequence-specific DNA binding; DNA-binding transcription factor activity, RNA polymerase II-specific
Source: RefSeq, a predicted model, not a curated record
ACCUCUCCUCUCCAUCCAGCGCAACGCACGCGAGCGGGAUUGAAUGCACGCCGCGCGCGCGAAAGGCCGGCUUUUCGAUAUUCGGAGAUAUAGCACACAUCGAGAACAACAAACACCGUCACAACACGCGACGCCGCAUACUGCUCUCGCGUUGUCUCUUGCGUUGCGCUUCGCGGCCGCGAAGAAUCCCGACGUUUAGGCGGUUUUUAGUCACUCACUCAGUCCGCGUGCGACCGUUCGAUCAGUCACACCGCUGAAUACAGCGAGCGCACGCGACGCGAUACGCACAUGUUACUCAACCACCUUCUUCUCUCAGCGAACUUUCCUCGUGUUCUUCGCGUGUGUUAAUCCAACAAGUGUCUUAUAUUAUUAACGUUUAAACUUUGUGCCUUAUUACAAGUGACUUAAUUUAAAACUUGGAUAUUUCUGGAAGAAACGUGCACAGACAAGUAUAAAAUUUGAUAAACUUGUUUUUGUUUUGUUUAUGCACAAACUUGUAAAAUAUCAGCGAGAUUAAAUGCGCGCAGCAAUCUUAACGUUCACCUUCGACGACCGCUGAUUACAAUUGACUUUGUUUGACACGCGCAUUACACAACAUUUCUGGAAAACAAUUUCUACAUAGUGCGCGAAUAGUGCGUGGGUAUUCACUGCAUUUGGAAAGGAUUGACAUCCUGAUUGUGGUUUUAGUACCAAAAGGAGAAAGGAUUUUUGUUUGAGGAACUGUGACUUUUAUUCGCGGUUGGAUAUUGUGGUUGUGCAUGGAAGGACUCCUCUCGGGCCGCCGAGGGUUGGUGUACGAUUAAAACCGGGAUAUGGAUACGGGGGCGUGCUGUUUAGCCCCCUCGGCUCCUUUGCACUCUGACGAUCAAAUCGUGCCGGCUCAUCCAGGCGACUGUUGGAAUCCACCGACGAAUCAUUCGCAGCCAUUUUUAGACGCUUGGCUACAAAUGCAGACAAGUGACUUUGAAACGUUCCUGUGCAAGCAGGAAUGGGAGCGACGCUUCGACGAAGAGCUAGAAAAACCACGGCGAGACUCUGCCUCGCAGAUCGAUGAAUUCUUCGAACCGCCCCGCCACCAGCAGACCAUGAGCUACGUGUCCAUGCGAACGCUGCCCGGGAAUGACGACGAUGUCUUCCUGCGGCCACCACUAUGGGAGGACAUUGCAAGCAGUAUUCAAAAUAUCGAUCCGGAGAAUGCUAACAUGUUGGCGGUCGGUGCUGGUCUUAUAAAACUAGAAGCCAUUGAUGAUAUGUCCGCCACAUGCGCACCUACCCCGACGCCAUUGUUAUCCCCCUUGGAAAUUAAAACGGAAAAGAUUAUUCAACAACCUGCGCCUACAUUACAUUUAAUGGGGACGCCUUCAUCCCCUUACAAUCCACAACAACCGAUGAGUCCUCAACACAAUCAGCCGCCACACUUCCAACAGCAGCAGGUCCUCCAUCCGCCCAAUAAUAAUGCGCAUGCGCAGUACAAUCACCAAACGCAUGGAAAAUAUGGCAGCCCACCGUUGGGGCCGGCGCCCGCCAACGCUUUGUAUCCACCAAUGUCGCGGCUCAUUCCGUACGUGUCCCCAUUGACUCCGCCCAGUUCGGAGCCGGGAUCACCAGGCGGAACGCUGCCGAGACGCACGCCGCCCCCGCCAUAUCCUGCACCAAACUGCCAGCCCACUACCCCGCAAGCGCCGGCGCGGAUCACGCAGGGGGUUCGGUACAAUCGGAGAAAUAAUCCGGAGCUCGAAAAGCGAAGGAUACAUCAUUGCGAUUUUAUGGGAUGUACAAAAGUGUAUACGAAAAGCUCUCAUCUAAAAGCUCAUCAGAGGAUCCAUACAGGUGAAAAACCAUAUCAGUGUCAAUGGGCCGAUUGCGAAUGGCGAUUUGCACGAUCCGAUGAACUCACCCGCCAUUAUCGGAAGCAUACCGGUGCAAAACCAUUCAAAUGCGCCGUCUGCGAACGCUCGUUCGCGCGUUCUGACCAUCUGGCACUGCACAUGAAGCGACAUUUACCAAAAACAAAUAAGUGACUAGUCGCCAACGAUCGUCGCGGCAACAACAACGCGGCCAUCGUCACCGUAUAGUCACACCAGAAGUGCAGAAAUGCUAAAACAGAAACAAUUCAUUCCACAAUCGUUUCCACGGUAAAUAUAUGCUUCAGUCGAGUUUUCAUUCCCCUGUGACCAAGGAUAAAGAAAUGGUCGGUGAAAAUUUUCAACAAUACAACAACCAACAAAUGUUGCGCAUUCGUAUCGAAAUAGGAAGUUAACAAAUAUCAAGCCAUAGAUGCGGUUGCCAUUUUAUUGAUCGAGCUGUUAAUUCGGUACCAAUCUGUGAAGAUCUCAAAUACUACUUUAAUUUAUUUUACUUAUCCAAUCAUCAUCACAAGGACGAACAAACUUAAUGAAUUUAAGUAAUUAUCUAUUUAUUUCCUUAUCAGAACUACAAAGUGUCCUUUGCAAGCAUGAAAAUGUUAUCACGACAAGAGGCCUUAACGAUAUGCCUUAAAAUUGCCAUUUUAUCAAACUUAUUCCAAUCAAUCAAUGGCUUUUCAACAAUUUGAUAAAUUUAUAUUUAUACAAAAUGUCUGAGCACCCUGGACAUUUACUGAAUAUUAAGAUGUAAAUUUGUUAUUAUACUUACCUUGUAAAAUUGUAUUAUAUCAUUCUUUACGAUAGUAAAUUAUAAAAUGUGAUUUUAUUUAAAACAUUAGCUGCUACAAAUUAGUUAAAUCAUGUACACGACUAAACUUAAGCACCAGCUGCCAGAUUACAUUCAUAUAGGUAUUAUAUUUUAGUAAUUUCAUUGUUAAUUAUUAUUUAUUGCAAUGUUUUGAUUGAAAUUGUUGCGUUGUGUUAAUUGCUUGUGAUUAACAAUUGCCAAUGAGUUGUAGUAUUUUCUUAUCCAUAUUUUAAUGGAGGGCUAUGUUAUAUUUGCUAUGCUAUGCGAUGUGUGCACCUAAAAUCUUUGAAUCCAAAUUUAAUAAUCAAUUGUGUAUCAGUCAAUGUUAUAGUUACAAUUAUGUACGUGGUACAUUGUACUUCAAUCAAGUUUAUCAUUGUAAAAUGCCACGAAUGAAAUGAUUUUUUGAAUUAAUCAUAACGAAAGUGGUCUUAACCAACCGAAGUCACCUCAAAUCUUAAAGUUUCUCUAAGUGGUAGGUAGCACUACGAUAUUUUGCGUAAAUAUUAUUAGAACUAACAGCAUUCCAGAUUGCCACAAUAGUAUAUUGUAUUUUAUGUGUAUAAAACGAGACUUUUUAACUCAAUGAUAAAAAGUUGCUUUUUCACGCUGUUUUCUACGAUAAAUGCUAAAUGUUAAUUAGUAUUGUGAUAAUACACUCACCACCAACGCAAUAUCGUAGAAAAACAGUUUGUAAUUAUAAUGUGCGUACAAUGUUUAUUAACGCAAGUAAUUUUGUUUGUUUUUCUUUCGAUAUCAUAAGCAAUUUUGUAAUAUUUAAUUCUACACUUUACCGUACUAGCGUUGUGAUUUUUAUAAAUAGUAUUCUCUUCUGUAGUGCGAUAGAUAUUUACCUUCACGAUUUACUCGAUAUCAGCUUGCAAUUAAAGCGUACCCAGUUCACAAAUUGAAUUCAGUAUAUAAAGUUACCAAAUAUAUAUAACACAAUUUAUUGACGAGUAUUGGUGAACAGUAUUUUCAUUGUGCACCGAGAAUAUAUCCAGUAAUUAUUAAUCUAUAAAUUAUUUUGUACAUACUCGCAUUCCACUCACUUGCGUCAACUUAUGCACCGUUGUAGAUCGUUCUUUUGCAAAUUAACUUAGCGUCCUGUAUAUGUAGCAUACAUUAUUAUAAAGAUUAGAAACAAAACUGACUGGAUACUAGUCCAGAGAUAGAUAACUACUUAUAUAUUAUUAUGAAUGAUACAUUCGAGAUGUCUAUACACAUUCCAGCAAGAUGUAUUACGAUGUAAAAAAUAAAUGCGUACUAUGGAAUAUUAUACCGUUGAUUUCGAUUGUGUAUUUUGUUCAGAUAUUUGGCUUGUAUGAUGUGUAUUUUGUUAAUGUAUAUGUUAUUUAUAUUAAGUAGCAAUGUUGGCCGUUUGAUGAGUUAUGUUUUAGUUCAUGUAAUUGAAUUUAAUCUAAAUCGUCAGUAAUUUUAUAAUUAUUAUAUUAUUUUUACCAUUUGUUGUAAUGAUGUAAUAUACAGAAAUGACUUUACAAUA